AUGGCUUCGAAUGACAAGCCCUCCAUGAACUGGUCAGCACUUGAUUUGUUGAAAGAGUGGCGCAGAUUCAAACAGCACUGCGAGUUUACAUUCAAAGGUCCUCUUGCAGGGAAAUCAGAGGUAGAAAAGGUCAACUAUCUCAUGACUUACAUCGGGGACAAAGGCAGAGAAAUUUACCAGAUAUUUGAUUGGCAGCCCAGUGGAGAAGGUGCAAACGGGCAACGGAUUCCUGCAGAAGAUGAAACUUUGAAAGGGGUUUAUGGCAAAUAUGAAGAGUAUGUGAAGCCGAAACGAAACCAAAUCCGGGCCACGGUUAACUUCAAUAGAAGGAAACAGGAAGAAGGUGAGAAAUUUGACAAUUUUGUCACUGACCUGAAGAUCCUCAUAAAGGACUGUGAUUAUCAAGAGGAAGAUAGAAUGUUGCGGGAUGCAAUAGUCCUGCGUUCGCUACACCCGAGUGUUAGAGAGAAAUGCCUUGACGAAGGAGAUUCCCUAACACUUCAAAAGGCAAUUCAUGUUGGGCAGAACCAUGAGCUAUCUCAAGACUCCAUAAAGAUGAUACAGCUGGGAGAAGUUAACGCAAUCUCAAGGCAGGCCAGAGGGCAGCUGCAGAGAAGGAAAGCUGGUCCCAACAAAGGCUAUCGCCAGGAUAACUACGCACACAAGAAGGAAAAAUGCACCAGGUGUGGCUACAGCACGGACCAUGAGAAAUGUCCGGCCAUGGGCCAGACCUGCAAUGUCUGCAAAAGAAAAAACCACUUUGCUGCAGUGUGCCAGAGGAAACAAAGCGCUUACAGAGUGGAGCAGCGUGAAAGCGCUCAGGAGAGUGACGAGUCUGGAUCAGACGAUUUCGCAUAUGAGAUUGGAGCAGUACACCAAGUAGGUGGCGGCAAGGCCAAGGAUGAAUGGUAUGAAACUGUCAACAUCCAAGGUAAAGAAGUUGAAGGUCAAAUCGACACCGGAGCUGCACAAUCCAUAAUGCCAAUCCAAGUCUUCAACACAUUACAGUGCAGUGAGAAGCUUGAAGAGACCCGCACCAAGUUUGCUUCAUACACUGAACAUGAAUUGAGAGUGAUAGGAUCAGCAGUUCUCCCAACACGCUACAAAGAUGCAUGCAUUGAGGUAAAAUAUUAUGUAGUAGAUGCAGCAUCCAAGCCAGUUCUUCUCUCAGGUGAAGCAAGCAAAAUGCUCAAGCUAAUUAGACGACUUCACAGCAUCGAAGAAUAUCCAGAGUUACUGAGUUUGACAGGAUGUCUCCCGGGAACGUAUACAUUGAAGAUUGAUCCCACUGUGAAGCCUGUCAUUCAUGCCCCAAGGAGACAGCCCAAGGCACUGGCAGAGAAAAUAGUGGCCAAGUUGAAGGAAAUGGAGACAGAUGGACACCUCACAAAGGUUACAGAACCCACAGACUGGGUGAACUCAAUGGUCACGGUGGUCAAAGGAGAAAAGGUGAGGAUCUGUCUAGAUCCUAAGGACCUCAAUCGUGCCAUCAGAAGGGAGCACUACAGAAUUCCCACUGUAGAAGAGGUUGUAGCAGACAUGCCGGAAGGAGCAAAGGUAUUCUCCGUCCUCGACGCAAAGUCAGGAUUUCUACAGAUCAAAAUCGACUAUGAGUCAAGUCUGCUGACAACAUUCAACACUCCAGUUGGCAGAUACCGAUGGCUCCGCCUACCCUUUGGCAUCAAGAGUGCUCCAGAGCUGUUCCAACGCAUAAUGGAUGAAAUGCUAAGUGACAUAGAAGGAGCCAGAGCAGUUAUGGACGAUAUCCUCAUUGCUGGGAAGGAUCUGAAGUCUCAUGAUGAGAUCCUAGAGAAGGUUGUAGCAAAAGCAACUGAAUGCAACCUGAAGCUCAACUUCACCAAAUGUCACAUUCGCCAGUCUCGAGUGAAGUAUGUGGGACACCUAGUAACUGAAAAUGGUCUCGCUCCUGACCCAGACAAGGUCAAAGCUGUUGCUGAGAUGCCGAGACCAGAAAGCAAGGAAGAAGUCAGGAGGUUCCUGGGAUUUCUUCAGUACUUGUCAAAGUUCAUUGACAAAUUGAGUGAAGUGGACGAGCCUCUGAGACAGCUGACAAGGAAAGACGUCGCCUUUCACUGGGGGCCAAGAGAAGAACAGAGCUUCAAUGAACUGAAGAGGCACUGUACCUCAACACCAGUCUUGGCCUUCUAUGAUGGUAAGAAAGACCUCACUAUCCAAUGCGAUGCCAGCAGCUAUGCAGUAGGAGGUGUCCUUCUGCAAGAGGGACAGCCGAUAGCCUACACGUCCAGAGCAAUGACACCAACAGAGAUGCGGUAUGCCCAGAUCGAGAAGGAAAUGCUCGCGAUACUGCACAGCUGUAAGAAAUUCCACCCAUACAUAUUCGGGAGAAGCAUCACAGUGCAGUCCGAUCAUAAGCCUCUACAGUCGAUCUUCAACAAGCCUCUCCUGUCAGCUCCGAUGAGGCUGCAGUCAAUGUUGCUGAGAUUGUAUGCCUAUGACCUAGAUGUCCACUAUGUACCUGGAAAAGACCUAGUAUUGGGAGACACUCUGAGUAGGGCAAAUCUUCCUGAGACUGAGCCAGAUGCACCAGCCCUCUUGGUCAAUAUCAUUGAUCAUAUUGCAGUAGCACCAGACAGAUAUGCAGAGUUCCAGAAGUGUACUGCAAAUGAGCUCAACGAACUUCACGCUAUAAUCAUGAAAGGAUGGCCCGACACCAGGAUGGAGACACCACACUCGAUCAGAGAGUACUGGAGCAUCAGAGAUGAGCUAGCAGUCACUGAUGGUGUCAUCUACAAAGGGAUGAGAAUUGUGGUACCGCCUAGCAUGAGAAAUAGUAUGCUAGCACAGAUUCAUGGUUCUCACCUCGGGAUCGUCAAGUGCAAGAAGAGAGCACGGGAGGCACUGUACUGGCCAAGUAUGAGUCAACAUAUAGAGAGGCUAGUACAAGAUUGUGCAGAGUGCAACUCCUAUCAGAACAAACAACCGGCAGAGCCUCUAAAGCCAACAAAGCUGCCAGACUUACCAUGGGCCGAAGUUGGUUCAGACCUGUUCGAGUGGGAAGGCAGUGCAUAUCUUCUGGUAGUGGACUACUUUUCAAAGUUCAUAGAGGUCGACAAGAUGGCGUCAACCAGCAGUGCUGCCGUUAUCGACCGCCUGAAGAAACAGUUCGCUAGGCAUGGGAUUCCCCUGAAAGUGAGGAGCGACAAUGGUCCACAGUUUAGCUCACAAGAAUUCAGAGAAUUCUGUACCAGCUACGGUAUAGAACAUGUGACAUCAUCACCCCGAUACCCUCAAGCGAAUGGUGAGGCAGAACGAGCGGUACAGACGGUUAAGAGAAUGUGGAGAAAGUGUGCCGACAGGCAGCUGGCACUCCUGGACUACAGAACAACUCCAUUAGCCAGCUGUGACCUGUCACCAGCACAACUUCUGAUGGGUAGGAGACCUCGCAAUCUCCUCCCCACAAGCAAACAACUGCUGAAACCCAAAGAGGUCAACAUGAAGGCAGUGAAAGACAGCUUGGACAGCAAGACUGCAGAGGCCGAAAGGUAUUACAACUCCAGAGCAGGAAAGGUUCUCACUCCAUUACAUCCCGGAGAUCCUGUAAGGAUGGUGCCACUGCCAGGCACUCGCAAAUGGCUUCCAGCGACAGUCAUCAAGAAGCAUGACACACCAAAGUCUUAUUUGGUUGAGUGCAGUGGAAAGCUGUACAGGAGAAACCGCAGAGAUCUGAGGAAGACGACCGAGUCUGCUAACAAGCCGCACAACCAGCCUGCUGACAAAGGUGUAGCUCCACACCUGGUGAUACCGGCCCUGCAAUCGUCUACAUUGCCCGCUGCCAGUCAGCCCGAUCCUCUCGUCGAGCAGACCAAGCAGACAAAUCCACAGACACCUGUACCCAAUGCAUCUAUCCAUGCACCAGAUCAAACAGAGGCUGACCACGCUCACAAGAAGACCAGCUCGCAGCACCACUACCAAACAAGAAGUGGACGCGUUAGCCUACCCCCAAAGCGAUUGAUCAUGGAUUAG
Strongylocentrotus purpuratus (purple sea urchin) is the source of this 4005-nucleotide messenger RNA. RefSeq lists its product as uncharacterized. The transcript has a single exon. Gene Ontology annotation, biological process: DNA integration. Gene Ontology annotation, molecular function: nucleic acid binding. The coding region runs from base 1 to 4005 and encodes 1334 amino acids. The record is from RefSeq and is a predicted model, not a curated record. Lineage: Eukaryota; Metazoa; Echinodermata; Echinoidea; Camarodonta; Strongylocentrotidae.